This is a messenger RNA of Spirodela intermedia, 2039 nucleotides long. NCBI's taxonomy places the organism in Eukaryota, Viridiplantae, Streptophyta, Magnoliopsida, Alismatales, Araceae. The record is from the annotation of a GenBank genome assembly.
AUGGAAGAAAGAGAGGUGGUGCGACGACUUCUACGGGCGACGCCUUCAAAAUUCAAUGCACUCACCUUGUCUUUAGAGCAAUAUGGCGAUUUGGACAAAAUCAGCCUAAAUGAAGUAAUUGGUUCUCUGAGCGUCCACAAAUUGCAGCUCAAGGAGCUAGAAUCACAGGAAGAGGAGCAAGCAUUACUAGCGAGAGCAUUGAGCAAAGCCAAAUUCUUAAGUGAGAAGGAGGAGUCAUCUUGCGGAAGAGACAUAUAUUGUGGCCACAGCAGAGGCAGAGGCAAAGGCAGAGGCUGUGGCCAUGGUCGACGUCCACCUCUUGACGACGUGAAGAAGUAAUUUGAUAAAUCACAAAUUUAAUAUUACAAUUGCGAGAAGUAUUAACACUUUGCUUAUGAGUGUUGAAGUGCAAAGAAGGAGAAGGAAGAACGAGUUUAUGUGAGUAAUUCUUCUGCACCGACAGUAGAAUCUUUGCUUCUGAUGACAAUUGUGGAGGAACAUGAUGGCCUACUACUUUAGGGCUCCGAGAUGAUGCUCUCCGAUCCCAAUCUCUAGUAUCUUGCUACUAGAGCGACAGAUCAUAUGUCUGGCCGUCGAAAAUUCUUUAAGGACUUAGAUGAAACUGCAUUUGAAUUUGUCAAAUUCGAUGAUAAUUCAAAGGUUGAAAUUAAAGAUAGAGGUAAUAUUCUAAGUAAUCAGAAAGAUGGUAGACUGCUCUGGCUUCUUAAUGUCUUAUUUGUCCCUCAAUUGGUGACUAACAUUCUUACUCUCGGCUGCUUGUAUGAAGAAGGCUGUCGUAUGACAAUGUAUGGAGGUCAGUUGAUUAUUUUUGAUUGUGAUGGUCGUCUAUUUACUGAAGUUCAAAGAUUCGAAUGUACACUGUACUUACUGAAAUUGAAUGUGGUGGAUCAGUGUUUGUUUACCCAUUGACAACAAUUAUGAGAAAUAGUUGUGGCAUUCUCGAUUUGGACAUCUUAGUUUUCACCAUUUGAAAGAGAUGACUAGUAAGUAUAUCAUGGAGGAACUUCCUCAUAUCAGAAUUCUUGUUCAUCUCUACAGUAAUUAUGUUGUUGUAAAGCAACACCGAUCACAAUUUCCUCAAGUCACCACAUUUAGAGCUUCUGAACCUCUAGAGCUUAUCUAUAUUGACAUUUGCAGGUCUAUUACACCACCCACCUUAAAGGGAAGUAGAUAUUUCUUCCUAAUUAUCCAUGAUUACUCUUAUCUAACGUGGGUGGCUAUGUUGAAGUAAAAAUUCGAUGCAUUUGCUACAUUUAAGCAAUUCAAUACUCUAAUAAAGACAAAGACGGGUGUGAAGAUCAAGAACUUCAUAUCAGACUGAGGAGGAGAAGUUACAUUUGAUAAAUUUGACAAUUAUUGUGUCUCAAAAGGCAUUAAGAGGCAAUUAAUGUCCCCUUACCUCAACAGAAUAGAGUGAUGGAGAGAAAAAACCAGAUUGUGAUGUCCAUGGUCCAAAGCAUGUUGAAGGCAAAUGAGCUGCCUCGAGAGCUGUGGGGAGAAACAGUAAGCACUGUUAUUUACAUCUGUAAUCACUCAUUUACUAAAAGUCUAUAAGGAUUGACUCCUUACGAGAAGUAGAUCCGGAGAAAGUCCCACAUUGAUCACUUGAGAGUCUUUGACUCAAUUGUCUAUAUGAAAUGCACUAGAGGAUCACAGAGCAAGUUGGAAGACCAAAGUUAACUUAUGAUCUUCAUUGGAUAUGAGGUGGGCUCCAAGGCCUACAAAUGCUAUAACCGGAUUAAUGGCAAAGUCAACAUCAAUCAAGAUGUCAUUUCUGAAGAAAAUUGUAAGUGAGAUUGGACAAAGAAAGGUAAUUUUUUUUACUAAUUAUACUUUCUUACCUGAUUUUCUAUCUAAUUAGGGUAUGAAAGAAGACUCUGAUGCCGAAGUUGAAGAUAUGGAGGUGUUUGGAUCUCGAGAGGAGACUUCAAUCUCUUAGAGUGAGUUUGAAGAAAGUCAACUUCACAAAUACAAGUUUAUUACUGAAAUUUACUCAGAGACGACUUCAAUUCCACUAG